CAUACGAAAAAAGAGGUGCAUGAAAUAUCGGGGCAAGAGAAUUCACGAGAAGAGAAGCUGCAAAAAAACCUUCCUCGCAGUGCAGAUCAGACAGACAAAAACAAGAAAACAGCUUUCCUCCAUCACUACUCCCUCAUUGAAUUUUCCGCAAUACCUCACAGUUCUACUCUCUCUCUCUCUCUCUCUCUCCCCCAUAAACAUUCAUUCUUCUCCACAAGCAACAUUUCUCAGAAGAUGGAUCCAUGCCCGUUUGUUCGUCUGAUCGUCGAAUCAUUAGCCCUCAAACUCCCUUCCGCCACAAAGCCCGCGGGCUCAGGAGUCCACCCCUCUACCACCCCCUGCUACGCCAAACUCAAAAUUAAGAACUUCCCUUCCCAAACAGCCCUCCUCCCACUCUGCGUUGCUGGAGAGACGCCGGAGUCUUCAACUUCCCCCGCCGUAUUCCACCUCGACCCCGACGCCCUCCGCCGCCUCGCGUGCAAGCCCAUCGUUACUCUUAAGAUCUCGGUCUUCACGGGCCGCAUGGGCCGGACUUGUGGGGUCACGAGCGGAAAGCUUUUGGGCUCCGUCCAGGUGUGUGUCAAUCUGGGUAAUGCUCAGUCGAAGGGCUGCGUUUAUCAGAACGGGUGGAUGAAGCUUGGAGGCAGCGGCGGGGAGCAGGCGGCGACGCUGCAUUUGACAGUCCGGUCAGAACCGGACCCCCGGUUCGUUUUCCAGUUCGGGGGUGAGCCGGAGUGCAGCCCAGUUGUUUUCCAGAUUCAGGGGAAUAUAAGGCAGCCGGUUUUCAGCUGUAAGUUCAGCGCCGAACGGAGUAAUAGGUCACGGUCUCUUCCUUCAGAUUUCAACCUCAACAAUAAAGGGUGGGUGAGAACGUUCUCUGGGGAGCGAGACAGAGUCGGAAGGGAGCGAAAGGGAUGGAUGGUAGUCAUUUACGAUCUAUCCGGCUCUCCAGUUGCUGCAGCCUCUAUGGUCACACCGUUUGUCCCUUCACCAGGAUCCGACCGCGUCUCUCGCUCUAACCCCGGUGCUUGGCUCAUCCUCAGCCCUAAUGGAGUCUCCAUUAGCAGCUGGAAGCCCUGGGGACGUCUCGAGGCUUGGCGAGAGAGAGGGCCCGUUGAUGGCCUAGGUUACAAGUUCGAGCUCAUAACCCAUGCUGGCCUUACCAGUGGAAUCCCCAUUGCGGAAGGAACAAUGAGUGUAAAAAAGGGUGGAAAAUUUUGCAUUGAUAACUCAAGGAAAGACUCGGCGUUGAGCUUAGUGUUGCCAAGUCGAGGGUUCGUGAUGGGAUCGAGUGUCGAAGGUGAAGGAAAGUGUAGUAAACCGGUGGUUCAAGUUGGAGUGCAGCAUGUUACCUGCAUGGCCGACGCUGCCCUUUUUGUUGCGCUUGCGGCUGCCAUAGACCUCAGCAUGGAUGCCUGUCGCCUGUUUUCUCAUAAACUCAGGAGGGAGUUUAGCCUUGAUGAGAAAGAGCUUUUCCUCUGAGAUUUUAUCAGAAGCUCUUGGAGAAGUCCUCUUUUUGCAGUGAAAACCAUUGGCUUGAGGACCCUUUGGUUUGAGCUUGAAAGAUGUGUUUUUCCCCUCAACGAUUAUGACAGUGAGCAACUGCAAGUCCUGAUGCUGAUUCUUCUUGUAAUUAAACAUCUCAUUUUUGUGCAUUUUCUACCUUUGGUGGGAUCUGAUUUUGUGAGCAAUUUGUAUUUGUUGUAAGCGUACUGAGGGCUGAAAUUGUACAUAGAGACAAACCGGAUUUUUGGUUGCGAGUAUUUAUCAUAUAUAUUUUCAAUUUGUUCAAA
Sesamum indicum (sesame) is the source of this 1793-nucleotide messenger RNA. RefSeq lists its product as uncharacterized. NCBI's taxonomy places the organism in Eukaryota, Viridiplantae, Streptophyta, Magnoliopsida, Lamiales, Pedaliaceae. The record is from RefSeq and is a predicted model, not a curated record.